Neltuma alba is the source of this 1500-nucleotide messenger RNA. Its product is annotated as F-box/kelch-repeat protein At1g23390-like. Gene Ontology annotation, molecular function: protein binding. The transcript has a single exon. Gene Ontology annotation, cellular component: nucleus; cytosol. Bases 67 to 1221 code for a protein of 384 amino acids. Lineage: Eukaryota; Viridiplantae; Streptophyta; Magnoliopsida; Fabales; Fabaceae. The record is from RefSeq and is a predicted model, not a curated record. Gene Ontology annotation, biological process: proteasome-mediated ubiquitin-dependent protein catabolic process.
AGCUCAUCCACUUCCCUCCUUCCUCGCUCUGCCCCUUCACCUCAAAACACCACUGGCCUGAUCACUAUGGCUCAACAGGGCAGUACUUCUGAACCAGAAGCAAAGCCCUCCAUUCAUGGAGACGUAUUAGAGUCCAUUCUCUCCCACGUCCCACUCAUCCAUCUCCUCUCCGCCUCCCGCGUCUCCACCUCCUGGAACCGUGCCGUUUCCUCUUCCCUCGCCCACCUCAACCCCGUCAAGCCCUGGCUCAUACUCCAUGCUCACAGCUCCCGGUCGCCGUACCUGACUGCCACGCACGCCUAUGACCCUCGUUCCCACCUCUGGCUUGAUAUACGCCGCCCCAAUCAGUCGUCCCUCAAACUCGCCUCCUCCGCCCUCCGCUCAUCCCACUCGUCGCUGUUCUAUGUUCUCUCUCCCACCGUUUUCGCCUUCUCCUUUGAUCCCCUCCAUCUCACGUGGCACCACACCGAGGCUCCUCGCGUCUGGCGGGUUGACCCAAUUGUUGCUCGUGUAGGCCGCUGCAUCGUCGUCGCCGGCGGUGCUUGCGACUUCGAGGAUGAUCCCCUUGCGGUGGAAGUGUACGACCCGGCGACUCGUACUUGGACCAUGGGUCCUUCCAUGCCGGAGAUCCUCAAAGACUCUACGGCCAGUACGUGGCUGUCUGUCGCCGUCGAUGAGCAAAGGAUGCACGUGACGGAGAAAAGCUCCGGCAUCACAUACUCCUUCGAUCCCAACGCCGAGAUCUGGGACGGGCCGUACGAUCUCCGACCCAAUCAGAAUGUGUACUCUUGCGUGAUCGGAACUCUCCACAACCGUCUGAUCGUGGCGGGACUGGUGGGGAACAUGGAGAAUUUGAAUAGCGUGAAGCUGUGGGAAGUGAGGGGCGAAAUGGGGAAAGAAUUCUGGUGGAUGGAAAUGGGCGAGAUGCCGAAGGAGAUGGUGAAGAAGCUGAAAGGAGAGAGUGAAUGUGUGGCGUCAAUUGCGAUGAACGCGAUGGGGGAUUUUGUGUAUAUUCACAAUCCAUCGGAGCCGGCGGAGAUGAUCGUCGGUGAGAUUGUCAAUGGGACCUGCAAAUGGAGGGACGUUCCGAACGUGGUUAUGAAGGACAAAACUCGAAUGCAGAGAAUGGUGGUGGGUUGUAGUGACGUUAGUCUGGGGGAUUUGCAGAAGGCGGUUUCCGAGAAUCGGAAUUUCGCCGUCAAAAUUCGCGCUGGAAACUAGAGAAGACUGGGCGGGAAGAAAGCAGAUCCUCCGAAAUUGACUUCCGGUGACCUCCUGAAGUAUUAACAAAGUACUGGAAAUGUGAUCAUUGAAACUUGGAGAAGAAAAAAAGAGGACUUGAUUCCCAUACGAUGAAUUCAACAUGAUAAAUGGAUGAAGAGGUUUGAAUUGUUGAAUUUUGUGAUUCAUGGAAUUCAGUUGAGAUGAAUAAAACACGAUGUUACCCAAAACAGUGCGGCUUGGUGACAGAAUAUGAAAAACUGUGCUCGAUUGCUUCUU